AUGAUCAACGUACCAGUGACCCUCCUCUCGCUGUCGGCGGUAGCCACGGCUGCUGCUUUGGCCGAUGCCAACUCCCAGUCUACCAGCCCUAACCCAAGCCCACGACAACAUGCCAGAGAUACACUCCAGAAGCGUGCCAACUGCGGUGCUGGCAUUGGAAACUGCCCUUCCGGUCAAUGCUGCUCUCAAUACGGCUGGUGUGGCGUCACCUCUGAACAUUGCGGAACUGGUUGCCAAAGCGGCUUUGGAACCUGUACAGGUGGUGGAGGUGGAAACAAUGAAGAAACUCUGUCGACUCCUCGGCCAAAAUUUGGAAGCAUCCCCUAUGGCGUCACCAUCACCAACUGCAACGCCGCGGGCACCAUCGCCCUCACGUUCGACGAUGGCCCCUUCCUCUACACCAACCAGCUCCUUGACCUCCUCGCCCAGCAGCAAGUCAAGGCCACCUUCUUCACCAACGGCCUCAACUGGGGAGACGCAACCCAAGCACCAUACCCCGAUGUCCUGCGCCGCAUUGUAAACGACGGCCACCAGCUCGGCUCCCACACCUACAACCACCCAGACCUCAACACCCUCACCACCGCCGCCCGCAGAAGCAACAUGGCGCAAAACGAAAAGAUCUUCAAGGACGCCCUCGGCGGGUACUUCCCCACCUACAUGCGCCCUCCUUACGGCAGCUGCACCGGCCAGUGCCUCACCGACCUGGGCGACCUCGGCUAUCACGUCAUCAACUGGAACAUCGACACCCUCGACUACCAAGGCAACAUCCCCAACAGCCAAAACAUCUUCAACAGCGCCGUCAGCACCAACGCCGCGGCCAACAAGUACAUCGCCCUCGCCCACGACGUCCACCAGGCGACCGUUCAGCAGCUUGCCCUGGGUUUGAUCCAGACCGCCAAGAACAGGGGCUACCGUCUGGUGACUGUCGGCGAGUGCCUUGGUGAUGCUCCCGUCAACUGGUAUCGUGAUGCCACGACUGGCAAUGCUCGCACCGGCGGCGGUGGUGGCAGCGGCGGCAACCCCAACCCCGGCCCCAUCACCUCGACUAAUGGUCUCUGCGGCAGCACAAACGGCAAUAUGAACUGCCUCAACUCUGGGUUCGGCAACUGCUGCUCUCAAUGGGGCUUCUGCGGCUCUACCGCUGAGUACUGCGGUGCCAACUGCCAGCGGGCCUUUGGAAAUUGCAAUUAG
Messenger RNA from Podospora anserina S mat+, 1191 nucleotides. RefSeq lists its product as uncharacterized. The record is from RefSeq and is a predicted model, not a curated record. The transcript has 2 exons. Bases 1 to 1191 code for a protein of 396 amino acids. Gene Ontology annotation, biological process: carbohydrate metabolic process. NCBI's taxonomy places the organism in Eukaryota, Fungi, Ascomycota, Sordariomycetes, Sordariales, Podosporaceae. Gene Ontology annotation, molecular function: hydrolase activity, acting on carbon-nitrogen (but not peptide) bonds; chitin binding.